Messenger RNA from Gadus chalcogrammus (walleye pollock), 393 nucleotides. RefSeq names its product keratin-associated protein 4-2-like. The record is from RefSeq and is a predicted model, not a curated record. Lineage: Eukaryota; Metazoa; Chordata; Actinopteri; Gadiformes; Gadidae. The transcript has 2 exons. Bases 1 to 393 code for a protein of 130 amino acids.
AUGGUCUACAGGAACAGGGUCUACUGCUACAGGGUCUACUGCUACAUGGUCUACUGCUACAGGGUCUACUGCUACAGCGUCUACUGUAACAGGGUCUACUGCUACAGGGUCUACUGCUACAGGGUCUACUGUAACAGGGUCUACUGCUACAGGGUCUACUGUAACAGGGUCUACUGCUACAGGGUCUACUGCUACAGGGUCUACUGUAACAGGGUCUACUGCUACAGGGUCUACUGUAACAGGGUCUACUGCCACAGGGUCUACUGUAACAGGGUCUACUGCUACAGGGUCUACUGCUACAGGGUCUACUGCUACAGGGUCUACUGCUACAGGGUCUACUGCUACAGGGUCUACUGUAACAGGGUCUACUGCUACAGGGUCGAGUGGUGUUGA